This is a messenger RNA of Oncorhynchus gorbuscha (pink salmon), 3241 nucleotides long. RefSeq names its product glycerol-3-phosphate acyltransferase 3-like. The coding region runs from base 190 to 1452 and encodes 420 amino acids. NCBI's taxonomy places the organism in Eukaryota, Metazoa, Chordata, Actinopteri, Salmoniformes, Salmonidae. Gene Ontology annotation, molecular function: glycerol-3-phosphate O-acyltransferase activity. The transcript is spliced from 13 exons. Gene Ontology annotation, cellular component: endoplasmic reticulum. The record is from RefSeq and is a predicted model, not a curated record. Gene Ontology annotation, biological process: triglyceride biosynthetic process.
AAUUUGGUAACUAGUGACGUCCUGGUUUUAUUUUUACAGCAGAUCUUGCGCACUGUCCUGUGGCUGACUACACAGUUGGGUUGCAACCUGCAACCACUACCGCUACAGCGAAGUACAGAAGAAUGGAAAACUCGUUAAGACAACGAAGAGGUCUUCAGAUAACUUGAACCCUACGUGCCAUACCAGUGGAUGACAGAUCUCUGUGAGGGAGGGAUGGAUGACCUGUGGAGUAUAACGACUUUGUUGCUGCAGGUGUGGUUCUCCGUGAUGAUUGGGCUCAUCAUGAUACCUGCUAUGUUUGGCCUCUCCCUGGGGGUCACUUCGGUCUAUAUUCAGAUUCUGGUCAAAAUAUUGGAGUGGGCCACCCUGCGGAUCCAGAGAGGACACAGGGAUCGACCCACUCUGCCCGUGCCUGCUCCGCUACCCAAUGGACUCAUCCAGAGGGAGGGUGGCUCUAUGGAACAGGAGAUGGGGGAGCUGCGUCGGUAUCGUACCCAGUCCAUAUCGAGGGGAGAGUUUGCGCUGAGCGACUCAUUCUACUUCUACAGAAAGGGCCUGGAGAGCAUCGUGGAUGACCAGGUCACUCAGCGCUUCUCCUCUGAGGAGCUGGUCUCCUGGAACCUCCUGACCCGCACAAACCACAACUUUCACUACAUCAGCCUGCGCCUCACCAUCAUCUGGGGCCUGGGCGUGAUCAUACGUUACUGUGUCCUUUUCCCUCUCAGGAUAACCCUGGCAAUCAUAGGGAUUAGCUGGCUGGUGAUCGGGACAACUUUGGUGGGGUUUCUACCUAACAGGAGAGUGAAGAACUGGCUCAGUGAGUUAGUCCAUCUGAUGUGCUAUAGGAUCUGUGCCAGAGGCCUCUCUGCCACCAUCCAAUACCACAACAAAAAUAAUAAACCACAAAAAGGAGGAAUAUGCGUAGCAAACCACACCUCACCUAUUGACAUUGUCAUUUUGGCCAAUGAUGGAUGCUACGCUAUGGUGGGUCAAAGUCACAGUGGGCUGAUGGGGGUCAUCCAGAGAUCAAUGGUGAGGUCCUGCCCACAUGUGUGGUUUGAGAGGUCGGAGAUGAGAGACCGGCAUGCUGUUACCAGUAGAUUGAGGGCUCAUGUUGCAGCGAAGCGCAAUCUACCCAUUUUGAUUUUCCCAGAGGGUACCUGCAUCAACAACACAUCAGUCAUGAUGUUCAAGAAGGGAAGCUUUGAGAUUGGAGGGACAAUAUACCCAGUUGCAAUCAAGUAUGACCCACGCUUUGGAGAUGCCUUCUGGAACAGUGCCAAGUACAACAUGGUGAGCUACCUACUGAGAAUGAUGACUAGCUGGGCCAUCGUGGUCAAUGUGUGGUACCUGCCCCCAAUGACCAGACAGGAAGGGGAAGAUGCUACCAAGUUUGCCAACCGAGUGAAGUCUGCUAUUGCACAUCAGGGAGGGCUGUUGGACAUGGCGUGAUUCCUGCUACAAUUGGAAUGAAGGAUGUCUGUCUGUCUGGCUGAUAAAUAAUACAAUGUGACAAUCCUUCAGUGUUGUGGACAGUGUGUCUGCUGUUCCUAGGCAUGGCCCGGACUGGACCCUAGCUCCAGUCACAGGGUGAGUGUGAUGCUGUGACAUGUCACAUUAUAGCCAGGACCAAAUCAGGCUGAACACAGGUCAAAGCAAGCCUGUCACAUACAGACAGACAGUAUUUCCAGGGUUUUUGGUUCUUACCAAACAGCACAAAACAUAAAGUGUGAAAAAAAACAUCAACAAAGUUGUGCAAAGUUUCAAGGAUUUCCAUCUCCAGUUGAUUUUAGUGUGUGGAUGUGUGUGUUCAUUCCCUCUAUACAGUGACUUGGUGGCCAGGAGGGGGAAGAUAUGAUUUGCCUACACUAAUGAAACAGGCUAUAAUUGGUCCACAUUGAUCUAUUUGAUUGAGCUGCAAUGGAGUCUGAAGUUGUUCAAGUGGGAAGCUGAUUGAUUUGUGGUUAAAUUCAAGAUCAUUUAGUUUGGAAAUAAUUAUGUUCUUAUCUAGUUUCAGUCUUCAGAUGCUGAAAGGAAUCUUUUUGACUAGAUUGUAUGGUUGACUUGAAGGAAUGUUCUCUCCUUUUCCCUCCACUAUUUGCAAAUCUAUUGGUGAAAAUGGCAUAAAGGAAUGUUAUUUUGCAUAAGAUAACCUGUACAGUAUAGUAAUUUAGCAGAUGCUCUUAUUGCGAGUGCAUACAUUUUCAUACUGGUCCCCUGUGGGAAUCGAGCCCACAUCCCUGGCAUUGCAAGAGUCAUGCUCUACCAACUGAGCCACAUAGGACCACAAUGUAGCCAUAUUAUAUGAGGAAAAGGUGUUGCCUUAUGACAAUAUCAUAACCAUGAAUAUAACAUUUUAAUACAUCUAACAGUGAAGCAAAGUUUUGUUGUGCCCAGUAAUUUUCAUCACAAUCCUUAAACACAGUUUAGAGAGUCCACAGAUGUUCUUUUCCUCAUUUUGACAAAAAAUAAAUAAAUGCAUUGUGUUGGGGGGAAACAGAAAAUGGUGAGGUACAUGACAAAUGUCCUUUGGUGAGGUACAUGAAGGUGUGUAAUUGCAGACUACACUUUGCCCUCAGCCCUGUGCCUCAAAAGGUAUUUCUUCUAUUAUUGACAGAGUUGGAGCUGGGCUGGCAGUGGCUCCCUGCGUCCACCCCCCCUCCCUCUGAUUGCUUUUGUUUCCAGGUCACCUCCUAUCUAUUGCAGCAACUUUUCCAAUUUCUUAGGACUUGUUAUAGGAGGAUAAAAGACAUGGCCAGUGGUUGCUGAAGGCAGACUGAGACCGCUCUCUGGAAAUGUACAUAAACCUAUAACGAAACAAUACCAAAAAGAACAGCUUCAACACUCCUCACUUUCAUGCUCACUGAGCAAUGGAGAUGAUCUAAUCUAAGAAUGGGAUUCAAUGAAACUCACUGUGGUGCAAGUUUAUCAAAUAAAUAAUGUAAUAAAAAAUGUUGUCCAUUAAUAUACAAUUAUCUUUAGCCUUGAUGAUUAAUUGCAUUAAACUUUUGAAAGUGUGUUUUGUACAAAUAAAGGGAGGGGGGAAAUGAUGGAUGAGGAGUAAGGGUAUGAUGAAUGAAGAAAGCAACAGAACUAAAUUGAAAGUGUACUCAUCCAUUCUCUCUUUCACAACUAAUGAUAAAUUGAGCAUGUCACAUUGAACAAUACAUGUUCAGGUUUAAACAUCGUCUCCUCCAUAGAGCAGUAAUGUGGACUGAUGGCAAGGCAAGCAGGUAGCUCA